Molecule: messenger RNA, 416 nt
Organism: Scutellospora calospora
Lineage: Eukaryota; Fungi; Glomeromycota; Glomeromycetes; Diversisporales; Gigasporaceae
Source: the annotation of a GenBank genome assembly
GAUGAUAUAGCAAAAUUAAAAACUGAGUUGCAAUAUCCAAUCAUCUUUGAACGAAUUAAGGCUACAAUUCUUGAGCUUGAGGCAAGGAAUGCAAAAAUAAGACCAAUUAUAGAUGAAUUUACAAGCAAAUCAGAAUCUAAAAAAAAUCGCAAAUUCCAGACUAAAUGCAUUCAAAUAGCUGAGGAAAUUCUUAAAGAAAAACCAAUAAUUGAGUAUCGUCCUCCCUUCCUGAAUGAAUUGGAACUUGAUGCCUUUUUUCAAAAAUAUCAAAUUGCAUUGGAGGUCCAAGGAGGUCAGCACCGAUUUCAUAAUACUGGCUGGUAUAAAGAUGUCAAAAAGCUCGAGGAUAUAAUUAAUCGUGAUCGGAAAAAAAGAUGUAUAUGUCAAGAUAAUGGAAUUUUCCUACUUGAAGUAUG